This is a messenger RNA of Lactuca saligna, 984 nucleotides long. The record is from the annotation of a GenBank genome assembly. NCBI's taxonomy places the organism in Eukaryota, Viridiplantae, Streptophyta, Magnoliopsida, Asterales, Asteraceae.
AUGGAUCAAGCCCAAGUUGUUCAAGAAGAUGCUCAGAGCCCGAUUGUUGAACCAUCCCAGGUUCAGGAUAAUGUUCAAAGUCCAGUUUUUGGCAAAGGUUUCAACUUUCUAGCUGAAAAAACGUUUGCCUCAGGAAGUUCCUCUGCUCCAUCACUUCUAGAGCAUUAUGUCUCAUCUGGAAAGCUAGCCAUGAUACUUGCUUUUCAAGAUUCUAUUUCUCAAUCCAAAGGAAAAGGAAUAUCUAUCGGCUCUAGACAAGGGAGUGAUGAAGAUUCUCAUCAAAUUAUCUUUGAGCUUAAACAGGAGAUUGUGUCUUUGAGUCUUGAAAAAGAGAACUCUAUUAAAUAUGCGAAGAUUUAUGAACUUCAAGCAAAUCUUGGUGGUAUAAAUGAUUUACUCUUUGACUUGAAACAGCAUUUAUAUCAAAAGUUUGGUGAUGAUUUCCAACCUUUGAGCUCUGAAGGCGAAAAGAUUACAGCUUCUACUUCUAAUCCAGUUAAUCCAUCUUCUCAAGGUGUAAGUGAGAGGUUUGUUAGACCUGCUCUGGAUGCAAACCUUGACACUUUUUUAUCUUCUGGUCCUUCUGCUCAAGAAAGGAGAGAGAAGCAAGCACGAAUUGAGGAGCUAAAGGGGAAGAUGAAAAUGUGGGUAGUAAAGCGAAAGAGCAAGCGAGUUGAGUACUAUGAGAAGUCAGUUGACUUUAUGUCCUGGACUAAAAUUGAUCUUGCUGAACUUAAUCGUGCUCCCUUCCACAAUCCAACCAAUAAUUAUGUAGCCUGGGAUUUUAAGAGAUUUCUUAAGACUCAAGUUAAAAAUAAAUUUGAGGGCAUGAAGAUUGUUUCAUCGUUCACGAGAAAGGCUAAAUAUGUCAUUGAUCCUCGAACUAAUAAAACCUUGGUGAACGUCAUGUGGCCACCCACAAAGAAAGUUAAAAGGAUUCCAGUUCCUAAACGUGUUCCAGAAGGCUCUUUGGACUCGAUGUAG